Molecule: messenger RNA, 822 nt
Organism: Lindgomyces ingoldianus
Lineage: Eukaryota; Fungi; Ascomycota; Dothideomycetes; Pleosporales; Lindgomycetaceae
Exons: 2
Coding region: 1-690 (229 amino acids)
Cellular component (GO): nucleus
Source: RefSeq, a predicted model, not a curated record
AUGUCCUCCAGGUUUGUGUCAGGAGGCACAAUCGACAAGCCUGCCGAGCGCGAUGAUGAGUGGCGAAAGGCGCAGGAAGAGCUGGAGGAGAAGGCCCGGCGAAAGGUCGCGGACGGCCAGCAGGACGGCGGCAAGUCGCUCUUCGAGGUCCUGCAGGCGAACAAAGCCGCCAAACAGGAAGCCUUUGAAGAAGCUACCCGAUUGAAGAAUCAGUAUCGCGGCCUGGACGACGAUGAGGCGGAUUAUCUCGAUUCGGUUCUGCAGGAGACACGCCGGCAGGAAGCCACCAUACGCAAGGAGACGCUGGACCAGCUACAUGUCUUCCGCAAGAAGCAAGAGGAGGCAGAGAAAUCUAUCGGGGGAGAGCAGAGCGCUGGCGGUCCUAUAGAGGACGAGCCGCAGUGGGGUGUAAGCGGACACAAACGGAAGAGAACGCAUGGGAGGGGGCUGUUAAAGGGCGUCAAGCUUCGGAAGUCCUCGUCCUCUGCCGAGCAUAAGACGGCUGUGGGAAACGCGUCCUCGACGGGCACUCAGUCAGACAACAAGAAAGGGGACACUGCCACAAGCAGGACUGGGAAGGAGCCAACAGCCAUGAGGAAGUUGCUGCCAGUGACUACAACUUCACCCUUGAUGCAGCAAGUGAAGCCGGCCCUCCUCGGCUUGGAUUAUGGCUCCGAGGACGAGGACUAACUGAACGUUAUUCAACGAGCCCCGUCUAUGCAUCGAAUGAGCCUGUUCAUCUGCGGCUGGGGUCUAUGAACGUCGCGCUGAACAUGAGGUUGCUAGUACACGCUAACCCAGGUCUCAGAUAUUUGUAUUUCU